AUGGACCGGAGGCCGGCGAGGAGAGGCGAUCCUCACCCUCACCACCGGGGCGGCGCAAUGCACGGUGCCGUCGACCAACAAAAGCAGCAGCACCGCGGCCGGCCGCAGCAGGGAACGGGGGCACCGGUGCCGGUGCCGCCCACGCCGCCGGGCUACUUCACCGCGGAGCUGGUGCUGGCGUUCCUGUUCGUGGCCGUGUCGCUGGCGUUCCUCCCGCUCGUGCUGCCACCGCUGUCGCCGCCGCCGUUCCUGCUGCUGCUGGUGCCCGUGGGCCUGCUGGCCGUGCUCCUCGCGCUCGCGUUCGUGCCGCUCGACGCGCACAGCCACCUCGCCGUCGGCUCCUCGUCCCGCUGA
Molecule: messenger RNA, 354 nt
Organism: Miscanthus lutarioriparius
Lineage: Eukaryota; Viridiplantae; Streptophyta; Magnoliopsida; Poales; Poaceae
Source: the annotation of a GenBank genome assembly